Molecule: messenger RNA, 649 nt
Organism: Pimephales promelas (fathead minnow)
Lineage: Eukaryota; Metazoa; Chordata; Actinopteri; Cypriniformes; Leuciscidae
Product: gamma-crystallin M2
Biological process (GO): visual perception; lens development in camera-type eye
Molecular function (GO): structural constituent of eye lens
Source: RefSeq, a predicted model, not a curated record
CUUUGGGAGUCCAUAUAGUAUAAAUUAGGCAGCAGGCUGUUGUUACAGCAGCAAGUUUGGAAUAACCACAACCACAAUCAUGCACGGAAAGGUCAUCUUCUACGAGGACAGGAACUUUCAGGGUCGCACUUAUGAGUGUAUGAGCGACUGUGGUGACUUCUCCUCCUACCUGAACCGCUGUCACUCAUGCAGAGUGGAGAGUGGAUGCUGGAUGAUGUAUGAUCGUCCCAACUACAUGGGAAAUCAGUAUUUCUUCAAGAAGGGCGAGUACGCUGACUACAUGUCUAUGUUUGGCAUGAGUGACUGUAUCAGAUCUUGCCGUAUGAUCCCCAUGUACAAAGGCUCCUACAGAAUGAGGAUCUACGAGAGGGAGAACUUCAUGGGUCAGAUGUACGAGAUGAUGGAUGACUGUGACAACAUCAUGGACCGUUACCGCAUGUCUCACUGCCAGUCCUGUCAUGUGAUGGACGGCCACUGGCUCAUGUAUGAGCAGCCCCACUACAGAGGCAGGAUGCACUACUUCAGGCCUGGAGAGUACAGGAGCUUCAGCAAUAUGGGUGGCAUGAGAUUCAUGAGCAUGAGGCGUAUCAUGGACUCCUUUUACUAGAGAUUUAAUGUUUCAAUAAAAUAACUUCUAUACAACAUUAAA